AUGUCAAGUCAAACGAAGCAACUGGAAAUUAUGAGUAAAAUUAACGACUUGUUGGGCGAACUUCAGAAGCAGGAAAAGGAUCUCGAAAAGAUUCACUUCCAAGAGUCUGUGGAGGAUCUGGAGAAGCGAUUGCCCGAAUUGGAGUUGAACAAGGCUCAGAUCACUCUUUAUCAUAGUCUGCGUGAAGACAUCCUGUUAAAUUUGGAGCAGGAGGUGACCAAAUUUUCAUCCUCCCUUCCAGAAUUGGAUCGCAUUGCCGAGAUGCGCAGCCAAAUAAAUGAAAUCAACCGGGAUCUGGACAAGAUGUACGAGAUCAACAACUGUUCCAUCUGUAAAGCGACCUGUGAUCCACGUGGCAAUCAUUGUCUAGUUUCACUGCGAUGUGGACAUCUCUUUGGACAAUUCUGCAUCAAUUCUGCCCUCCGGCGGGCAUAUCGAUGUCCCCUUUGCUUGAGGGCAGCUCUUUACUACGAUGUCCGCAGGAUCUACGGCUUAAACUUUUUUCCGUUCUGA
Molecule: messenger RNA, 513 nt
Organism: Drosophila suzukii
Lineage: Eukaryota; Metazoa; Arthropoda; Insecta; Diptera; Drosophilidae
Product: E3 ubiquitin-protein ligase RNF8
Biological process (GO): interstrand cross-link repair; protein ubiquitination
Cellular component (GO): nucleus
Molecular function (GO): ubiquitin-protein transferase activity
Source: RefSeq, a predicted model, not a curated record